AAUUAAGGAUCCUGGGCUGGCCUGGCCUGUAAGUCAAAGAAAACCUAAAAAAACCCGAUUAGAUUAGAUUUUAGAGAUUCGAUACGAUUCCAAAACCUCCUUCUCUUCCCCUCCCAUCUAGUCUCUUCGGAGAUCGCUCAGAGUCUUCUUCUUCUUCAUCCCCCAAACCCUUUAAUUUUAUCGCUUGGAUCGAAUCUAUCAUCUUCUCCUUCUUUGGUUGUUUUCCAGCCAUGUCUGCCGUUUAUUGCGGAACCAAGAGAUCUUACUUCGAUGAUAUUCCUUCUCCCCCCUCUUCUUCUAAGAGGUUCCGAUGUUUUUCUCCUUCCAAUUCUCCGAUCUGGUCCUCUCCUUCCUCUUCGCUCGAUCAGCUUCGCACUGCGUUUCCUCACCUUGACCUCACGGUUCUUGUCAAGGCUCUAGAAGAACAUGCCAGUGAUUUAAAUGCUGCCAUGAAAAGCUUACACUCUUUGGUGUCCGCUGAGCAGAAGAAAGCUGAAGAAUUGACCGCUAAUGCUAUUGCGGAAUCUGAUGCUGCCUCUUAUACGCCUACAGACAAUCCCCCGGCCAGUGGUGAUGACUGGGUUGAAUUGUUGGUGAGGGAAGUUACUCAAUCUACUGGUACAGAUGAUGCUAAACUACGUGCCUCCAGAGUCCUUGAGGCCUUGGAGAAGAUGUUAAGUGCACGUGCUACUGAAGAAGCAGGCAAAAAAUUCCAAGAGGAGAAAGUGGUCGUGCAGCAACAAGUGGAGGCCUUGAUCAAGGACAACACAGUCCUCAAACGUGCAGUUGCUAUCCAGCAUGAGCGGCAGAAAGCAUUUGAAGAUGCGAACCAGCAGCUAGAACUCUUGAAACACCUGAUUCCUCAGUACCAGGAAAAGCUCAGAACUCUGGAGGUGAACAACUACGCUUUAAGAAUGCAGCUGCAGCAAGUGGAACAUGGCAACUCCAUGCCAGGAAGAUUCAAUCCGGACGUCUUCUAAAAAGCUCUCCAGGAAAGGAGGACUCUUGCAGGAGGAGAAGGCGAAAAUAAACGCAAGUAGAGAGAGAGAGAGAGAGAGAGAGAGAGAGAGAGAGAGAGAGAUCAGACUAGAAAAACAAAAACAAAAAAGUGCUUUUGCAUUGGUAUUACUGUGUAGUCCGGGACAAACAUCAGUUUCCUUCCUUUGGCUUAGUUUUUAUACUUGUGCUUCUCUUUGCUGCUGUUUGUUUGUCUGUUCCUCGGGCGCAUUAAUAUGGAAAUCAAAGUUGUGUUUUGGUA
Molecule: messenger RNA, 1258 nt
Organism: Capsella rubella
Lineage: Eukaryota; Viridiplantae; Streptophyta; Magnoliopsida; Brassicales; Brassicaceae
Exons: 4
Coding region: 231-980 (249 amino acids)
Molecular function (GO): ubiquitin binding
Source: RefSeq, a predicted model, not a curated record